Tigriopus californicus is the source of this 1453-nucleotide messenger RNA. RefSeq lists its product as uncharacterized. NCBI's taxonomy places the organism in Eukaryota, Metazoa, Arthropoda, Copepoda, Harpacticoida, Harpacticidae. Bases 344 to 1270 code for a protein of 308 amino acids. The record is from RefSeq and is a predicted model, not a curated record. The transcript is spliced from 5 exons.
AGCCACGUACACCAUAAUUCGUUACGACACAUGACUCUGACGUUGGUUUCAUAUUCCUCUCAUCUUCUUGAUAUGAGGGUCAAAAACUCGUCGUCCGACUUGAAAUUCAAAUUGUGAUCAACCACAUCAUCUGGUUUUCUUUCUCCUUGGAGAAGCUUAUGGUGCUUAGAACAGACCUGUCAGAAUAGCCAACGAAGCAGAUCAACCAUCUACGAGUACUUACGCUUGCUGAGCUUUCCUGGCUCUUUUGUCAGUCUAUUGAGUGCCAUGGUGACGUCGAGGCCUUUUCAAUUAAUCGAACAGUUGCUUUAGUGCCUUCUCAGUCUUUUUCCUAAUCGAAACCAUGGCGGGGAGUCAAGGAAUAUUUCCAAAGGUCCUUGUGGUGUUCCUCAUGGUGUCUUUGGUUUUUAUGGGCUUUGAAAUGAUCCAUUUUAAGGAAUCAUUUGGGCAAGCUUUACAAGAAUCAUUGGUGGGCCCUUGGGAUUCAAUGGUAAGCGAGGACAUUCUGACCGUAAACAAGUCAAGAGUUCGUCCAGCCAAACCUGAGCUGAAUUUUCGACUUUUGUGUGCUGAAGACCGACAGCGAAUCAAAGAAGUUUUAGAGUGGGACAUCAAAAAGACUGGAUGGCAAACAUUGACAAAGUACUUGGCCAAAACCGUUACGUAUCCUGUCCAGAUGGCGUGUCAACAAAUGAAGCGACUGGGUCAUGGUAUUUGGUCUUCCAAGUGCUAUGAUGGGCACAAGUACGUCUGUAUUGACGACAUUGAUCCAAAAAACUGCUUGGUUUACUCGUUUGGGAUUGCUAAUCAAAUUUCGUUCGAAGAGUCCAUUGCUACUAUGGGUUGCGAAGUGUACGGGUACGAUGUCAAGAAUACGGACGUCAUGAAAACCAAUGCCAAUCCUAGAUUGCACUUCAAACUGGCUCGAAUCGGGUCUCAAGGAGGGAAGCAACUCAUGGAUCUAUUGCAAGAAAAUGGCCACUCAAAUGCAUCCAUCACAUACUUAAAGGUUGACAUUGAAGGAGCCGAAACCCCAGCCCUACCAAUUUGGAUUCGAAGUGGGGCCUUGAAUAACACGAAGCAACUGAGCUUUGAAUUUCACCACGUGGAAAAAUUUGCUACCCAGUAUUGGGCAAUCAUCCAAGAUUUGUAUCGGAUUGGGUUCCGAAUCAUUUCGUAUGAUCCCAACUUCUGCACAACAAUGAGUCCCAAAGGAUUUUAUCAAUUCUUCGAAAUCGUCUUCCGGAAAACCAAAGUUUGUGACGAAUAAAUAUCAGCAAGAAGAGAGUGUGUCAUGAGUUUAAAUGCCUUUAUUGUUCUGAUGUGCAUCUUUUUACAAUAUUCUUUACAAGUCAUUUCCUCCCUUACAAACUUCCAUUGGUCAAACCAAAACAAAUACAAAAAUGCUCAAUCUACUGUGCACUUAGAAUAAAUGAUUUUUCAGUGAUGAUAU